AGAGCGAAAGUUGAGCAUGUGAAAAGAUGUUGAUGCACAGUCUCCGAAUCUUAUUUGACUAAAUGUGUUGCCAGGACAAAUCUUUUGCCAGACAAUAUUUGUACGUAGUGAAACUGUUCCCUCAGUUAAGAUGGAGCAAGGACUCGAGAUGUCAGCAAUGAUUCCUGCAUUGCAAGAACUAGCCAGUGCUAGUUCGGUCGAGUACAACCAGGCCGUGCAGAAACCUCGUCAGAUACUUUGUCAGUUUAUUGACAGAAUACUGACAGAUGUUGACGUUGUUGCUCUAGAAUUGUGUAAGAAGACCAGUACUGAGCCUGCAUGUGUUAUGCUGCUGGACUUUGUGCAACACAUCAUUAAAUCCUCUUCAUUGAUGUUUAUAAACCCAGCAUGUCUGUCUGAUCAGUUUAGAAACACAGAGAACAGCUGCACAGAUUUCAGUAAAUGGAUCAUGAACCGCCUCUUGCGAAUUGCUGCCAGCCCAGAAUGUGAGGAUCUUCACAUGAAGAUCUCCUCUGUCAUCUGUGCAUUACUUCAUCUAUUUAGAGCCAAGGGUCCAGUCAUAUGUGGCUUGUUUUCUGCAGAGCUGAUACGUUUGAUGCAGUUUAUAGUGAAUAUCAAUCUCAAGGUCAGACCAUCUCCACAAUGGCCAUUAGUGGUGGAAUGCUUCUCUAUCACAUCCUCCGAGGCUGCUGUUUACCUGACCCCCACUGUCCUUGAGCUGUCCUCGAGUGCCUCGGCACAAACGUUGCUUGUAACUGUAUUAUCAGUGCUGACGGAUAUUUUGCGAGGCAUGUUUUUCCCAAAGGAAGUGGGCAUCGUGUGGGACUCUGCUUGCCUCAUCCUGUCCAAUGGGAGCCCAAAGCUAAAAGCAGCAUCCAUGUUACUUUUAGUUCGCAUUGUGAUCCUGGGAGGUUUCCCUGAAGAUCAUUCACAGCCAUUUUUCUCUGCUUAUUUGCAUCUGCUGGAUUCCUUGCAUGCUUGUAAGGAAUCAGAGCUCAGGGUCUAUGGCAAGGAAUUCCAAAAACUCUCUCGAUGUGUUUUCCAGCCAGAGGAAGGGCCACACGGCAAGUUUGAGAGAGUCCAUUUAAACAGGUUGAUGGAGAGGCUGGAGAAAUUAGUGGUUAGUGGGACUCUUGAGCAGCUGACGGUGAUGGAAGUGAAAGCUACACUUUGUGAUGUCUUCUGCUUUGUCGUGGAGUUCGUACCUCAUGGAUAUGAAUGUGCAGUAGAGAUCCGGACGGAAAGGGUCACGGCCAUUUGCAAAGCGUUGAUUGGAACCAUUGGAACCCCUGGACAGCAGGAGCAAAUUGUGGAAGGCUUCUUGUUCGCUGCUCUUAACACAGAGGCCAUCGCUGCACUGCAGGAAGUGCAUGCAGGGGUUUCUGACCCUGCUUACUCGAGUAUAUAUGAAGAGGGAGUUCCAGCCAAGCGACCAAAUCUUUCUCUUCCAACACAACUAAGGAGCGCGGCCAAAACCCAACCAAUGCUGGUGGACAUGAAGAACAGAAGUGAGGUGUGGGCUGCUGUGGAUAGUCGACUGGAGGAGCUGCUGGUCCAGCUGAGGGACCACACAGUGAACCAGUGCGUGAACAUUGUGCAGGGACUGGCGGUUAUCUUCCACCUGGCUGCGCUUUGCUCCAGACACUGCCUGAAUGCACCACAAAGUGGCAGUAAAGAAAAGACAUCGGAGAGCACAGAUACAGCACAGCUGGUUUGGUUAAAGCCUCCCAUGUUGGCUCAGAUAGUAGAGAGCUGCCGCACUGUGAUGGCCAACACCUCUAAUGAGGAGGAGCUGGAGCUUUUGGUAGAAGCUUCCGUCAGGAUCUUUGAUGCUGUUCUGUACAUUAAUGCCAACAGCCAGUCUGACACAAGUCACUGCAGGAAUCUUUGUGCCCUGCUGUCGAUUCCUUGGGUGCUUGAGCAUUCUUCACAUACAGUUUAUCAGACAGCCACUUUUCCUGCGAGUCUGAUUGUGCUGUCUCAGAAACUUGCUCCUGCGUACUCUGCACAAACUCGAGCACACUGUGUAUACCUGCUCGCUCUUCUGUCUAAGAGUGUGUGUGGUGACUGGCGAGCGUCUGUGUACCGUUGGGCCCUGCAGAGUAAAAGUGAAGCUGAGCGGGCCAGUGCUGUCCGGGGAUUCCCCCUGCUGCUGCACCACCUGGGUGUCAAAUCCUAUACCCUCAUACAUGAGGUCCUGCUGAACAGACUUCAGGACAGCUCAACGCAAGUAAAGAUCGAGCUAGCUGGCAUUACAGGGCAGCUGGCAUGCUGUUUGUCUGAAAGCUCACAACUGCAGUUCCCUCAGGAGAAGAUGCCACCCCAUGAGCUGCUCUGUGCUGGUCUUAGCAUUUCAGACUCCCAUUCGAGCCAUACACCGUCCAUUGGAGCCUCUAUCCUCACCCCAUUCCUAAUGCUGCUCAAACCCAUGGAGGACAAGAAAGUAAAACAAGCUUUUAUCAGGAAUAUACGGCACUUGUUCAAGCACGUUGAUCUGGGUAACAGUGAUCCUGAUACAAAAACUCUGGUCAGUGCCCUUAUCAACCUCAUUGAAGAUCCAGACCAGGAAGUGCGCACAAUGUUCGGCCAGAACAUCAAAAACCUUCUAGAGUUUUGGAAUGGAAAUGGCUUUCUGAAGGAGCUUCUUGUUUCCAGGCUGAAGGAAGCUUAUACAAAUGCAAAGACUUCUAGAAACAAUGAGCUCAAAAACACCCUGAUAAUAACCACUGGAGAAAUUGGGAGAGCUGCUGAAGGAAACCUCGUGUCUUUUGCACUUCUUCGCCUCUUGCACUGCCUGCUCUCCAAGUCCACGCAGGUGUCAGUGGCAGCCUACACUGAGAUUCAGGCAUUAGCCACCUGUAGAGACCUCAAAUUGCAGUCCUUCUUCAACCAGUACAGGAACCCAAUUUGCCAGUUCUUGGUUGAGUCUUUGCACUCGCGACAUGUGAUGGCAUUGCGCUGCACUCCGGAUCAGAGCAACGAGGCUCUACAGGAGGAGGCGGCUCAUCAGAGGGAGCUCGCGCUGGACAUCCUAUCUCAUGUGGCACACGUCUUUGAUUUCCCAGACCUGAACCGAUUCCUCAGCCGGAAUCUACAGGUCCUGCUUCCAUUCCUGGCAGCCAAGGCCAGUCCUACAGCCUCUGCCUUGAUCCGCACCAUCGCCAAGCAGCUAAACGUCAACCGCAGGGAAAUGCUCAUUAAUAACUUCAAGUACAUUUUCUCCCACCUAGUGUGCUCUUGUACCAAGGAGGAGCUGGAGAGAGCUUUCCAUUACCUUAAGAAUGAGACAGAAAUUGAACUGGGGAGUCUGCUCAGACAGGACUUCCAGGGUCUUCAUAAUGAGUUGCUCCUGCGUCUAGGAGAACACUACCAGCAGGUCUUUAAUGGACUGGCAAUUUUAGCUUCUUUCUCCUCCGGCGACGACCCCUACCAGGGCCCCAGAGAAAUCACCACCCCGGGGUGCAUGGCAGAUUAUCUUCAACCCAAGCUCUUGGGCAUUCUGGCUUUCUUUAACAUGCAGUUGCUGAGCUCUAGUGCUGGAGAGAAGGAAAAAAAGAAAAUGGCCCUAAACAGUCUAAUGUCUCUGAUGAAGCUUCUGGGUCCAAAGCACAUCAGCUCGGUCAGAGUGAAGAUGAUGACCACACUCAGAACUGGCCUGAGAUACAAGGAGGAUUUCCCAGAACUCUGCUGCAGGACAUGGGACUGUUUUGUGCGCUGUCUUGACCUGUCUUAUCUGGGUCCGCUUCUGAGUCAUGUGAUCGUUGCACUGUUACCUCUCAUCUCCAUCCAGCCUAAAGAAACUGCGGUCAUCAUGCACUACCUCAUAGUGGAGAACAGGGAAGAAGUGCAGGAUUUUCUUCAUGAAAUCUACUUCCUGCCUGACCAUCCAGAAUUGAGAGACAUCCACAAAGUCCUUCAAGACUUCCGUAAGGAAACCUCAAAGAGCACGGACACGCAGACAGCAUUGCAGCUCUCUAUGCGAGCUAUCCAGCAUGAGAAUGUGGACGUGCGCAUUCAUGCCCUCACAAGCCUUAAGGAGAUGAUUUACAAGAACCAGAAUGCUCUGCUGAAGCAUGUCUUGGACAGUGAGAUGGUAGAGCCAGUGAUCUCUCAACUUGUGACUGUGUUGCUCCGGGGGUGCCAGGAUGUGAAUCCUGAAGCCAGGCUUUUGUGUGGGGAAUGCCUAGGGGAGUUGGGAGCCAUUGAUCCCGGUCGUCUUGACUUGUCGCUAGCUGAUACGCAAGGAACGGGCUCAACUUUUGUGAGUGGGAUAGAUGAUCCAAACUUUGCGUAUGAGCUACUGACAGAACUAAUUAGAGCCUUUCUGGCCUAUGCAGACGAUGUAAGAGCCCAAGAUGCUGCAGCCUAUGGCAUGCAGGAGUUAUUAUCAAUCUUUGAAUGUCGUGAGGGAAGAACUGACACACCCGGUCGCAGACUAUGGAGGAGAUUUCCAGAGCAGGUUCAGGAAAUCCUGGAGCCACAUCUCAAUACCAGGUAUAAGAGUUCUCAGAAGGUGGUGAACUGGUCUAAGCUGAAAAAGCCAAUAUAUCUCAGCAGCCGUGGAAGCAAAUUCCCAGACUGGUCUGCAACAUGGGCAGGGUAUCUGAUCAGUAAAGUCAGACAUGAGCUUGCCGGCAAAGUUUUCAACUGCUGUAGUUUCAUCAUAAAGCAUGACUACAAAGUCACCAUCUACUUACUGCCCCACAUUCUGGUGUAUGUGCUGAUCGGAUGCACUCUAGAGGAGCAGCGAGAGGUGACUGAAGAGAUUAUGGCAGUCCUGAAGGAGGGUGACCCACGAUUAGCUCGACUGCAAGAGAACGCCUCCACCUUGAGUCAGCUCAGCACACAGACGGUCUUCUCCAUGCUGGACCAUCUCACUCAGUGGUCCCGUCAUAAACUGCAGAGCCUGAGCACUAACAAGAGGUCGGGCAAACAUGCCAGAGAACAGCCCCAACCACAAGCCAUGGGCCCAGAGAACAGUGAAUAUCAGAGCGUAGUGGCCUUCCUCAACACCAUUCCUCAGGAUGUGCUGGCCAAGGCAUCUUUUCGAUCGAGAGCCUACACGCGGGCUGUCAUGCACUUUGAGUCUUUCAUCCGUGAGAAGAAGCAGGACAUUCAAGACCAUCUUACGUUCCUUCAGAGUCUGUAUGCAGCCAUGCAUGAGCCAGAUGGUGUGAGUGGGGUGAAUACUCUGAGGAAAGAGGAACCGUCAUUGAGAGAGCAGAUCCUGGAGCAUGAGAGCAUUGGACUACUGAGAGAAUCCACUGCCUGCUAUGACAGAGCCAUCCAACUGGAGCCAGACCAGCUUGUCCAUUAUCAUGGGGUUAUGAACUCUAUGUUGGGCCUCGGUCAACUCUCCACAGUAAUAACACAAGUCAAUGGCGUUCUGGCAAGCAGGCCACGAUGGAAGUCAGAUCUGAAUGCAUAUCGAGUCGAGGCAGCGUGGAAACUGUCAAAGUGGGACUUGGUUGAAGACUAUCUUGCCUCUGAUUGUAAGUCCAACACUUGGGGUGUGAGACUUGGCCAGAUGCUGGUGGCUGCCAAGAAGCAAGACUCUGAAGCCUUUUAUGAAAAGCUUAAAAUAGUUAGAAAGGAGCAAGUGGUUCCCUUAUCAGCUGCCAGUUUUGAGUGUGGCACCUAUCAAAGAGGAUAUGAGUACAUAGUCAGGCUGCACAAGCUGUGUGAGUUAGAGCAUGCCUUCACCGAGCUACAGAAAGAAAGCAAAGAAUCUAGAGGAUCCAAGCAGUCUGAGCCCAAACUCAACUGGGAUGCCCGCCUACUUAUGACCCAGAACUCAUUCAGAGCCAAGGAACCGGUGCUGGCACUACGGAGAGCUUUGCUCAGUCUUAGCAGGGGAUCUUUGUGUGAGGAACAGGUUGGCGCGUGCUGGCUGCAGAGCGCUCGUGUGGCCAGGAAAGCUGGCCACCACCAGACUGCCUUUAACGCCCUGCUCAACGCUAAGAACUCCUACCUCUCUGAGCUCUUCAUUGAGAAAGCAAAGUGGCUCUGGUCUAAGGGUGAUGUGCAUCAGGCUCUGAUAGUGCUGCAGAAAGGUGUGCAACAGUGUUUUCCUGAUGACCAACCCCUCACAGACCCCAAGAGAAUCCAGAUUAAAGGAAACGCCUUGCUGCUAGUGGGCAAAUACAUGGAGGAGACGGCCAACUUUGAGAGCAAUGCAAUUAUGAAAACUUACAAGGAUGUCACUCAUCUGUUGCCAGAAUGGGAGGAUGGAAACUUUUACCUGGCCAAGUACUAUGACAAAGUGAUGCCUAUGGUCACUGACAGCAAAAUGGAAAAACAGGGAAACCUUAUCCGUUACAUAGUCACUUAUUUUGGAAAAGCCCUGCAGUUUGGUAAUCAGUUCAUCUACCAGGCCAUGCCCAGAAUGCUAACCUUAUGGCUGGAUUUUGGAACCAAAGUGUACGAGCUUGAAAAAGCGGGCCGAUCAGACCGGAUCCAGAUGCGUGCAGAACUUACGAAGAUCAAUUCUGUGAUCAGUGAACACGCCAACAAUCUCUCACCCUACCAGUUCCUGACCGCCUUUUCACAGCUGAUUUCCCGAAUCUGCCACUCCGACAAUGAGGUCUUUGCUGUGCUGAUGGAGAUCGUUGCUAAAGUUUUCUUAGCUUAUCCACAGCAGGCUAUGUGGAUGAUGACUGCGGUUUCAAAGUCCUCCUAUCCUACUCGGAUGAACCGAUGUAAGGAGAUAUUAAAGAAGGCCAGCAGUUUGAAAGUAUCAUUUGGAAAAUUUAUCGGAGAUGCCAACCGACUGAAUGACAAGCUAGUGGAGCUCUGCAAUAAACCGGUGGAUGGGAACAGCAGCACCCUCAGCAUGAGCGUACACUUCAAAAUGCUGAAGAAACUAGUAGAAGAGCCCACCUUCAGUCAGAUCCUCAUCCCUCUGCAAUCUGUCCUUAUACCCACCCUGCCCUCCACCGGAGGAGCAAACCCCAAACACGAUGCCUUUCCAGGCCACUGGGUGUAUCUGGCUGGCUUUGAUGACACGGUGGAGAUCCUGGCAUCUCUACAGAAGCCAAAAAAGAUCUCCCUCAAGGGCUCAGAUGGAAAGUUCUACACCAUGAUGUGCAAACCCAAAGAUGAUCUGAGGAAGGACUGCAGGCUGAUGGAGUUCAACUGUCUCAUUAAUAAAUCUUUGAGGAAAGAUGCGGAGUCUAGAAGAAGGGAUCUGCGCAUUCGGACAUAUGCAGUCAUUCCUCUGAAUGAAGAGUGUGGCUUUAUAGAGUGGGUCAACAACACGGCAGGCUUACGCCACAUCCUCACAAAGCUCUAUAAAGAGAAAGGAAUCUAUGUCAGUGGGACAGAGCUGAGGAAGCUACUUUUACCCAAGACAGCCUCCAUUCAGGAGAAGCUGAAGUUGCACAGAGAUGUUCUGUGUGCUAGACACCCACCAGUUUUUCAUGAGUGGUUCCUGCGGACAUUUCCUGACCCCACCUCUUGGUACAACAGCAGGUCCGCUUACUGCCGCUCGACAGCGGUCAUGUCUAUGGUGGGCUAUAUUCUGGGACUAGGUGAUCGCCAUGGAGAGAACAUUUUAUUCGACUCCCUAACUGGCGAGUGCGUCCAUGUGGAUUUCAACUGCCUCUUUAACAAGGGGGAGACGUUUGACGUUCCUGAGGUGGUUCCUUUUCGGCUCACACAGAACAUGGUUCAUGCCAUGGGGCCCAUGGGCACAGAGGGCCUGUUCAGACAGGCUUGUGAGGUCACACUCAGACUGAUGAGGGACCAGAGGGAGCCACUUAUGAGUGUUUUAAAAACAUUCCUGCAUGAUCCUUUGGUGGAGUGGAGUAAACCUGUCAAAGGUUCCUCCAAGACACAAGUCAAUGAAUUUGGAGAGAUCGUCAAUGAGAAGGCAAAGACACAUGUUCUGGACAUAGAGCAGCGCCUGCAGGGAGUGAUUAAGAGCAGGAAUAAAGUGAUGGGUUUGCCUCUGUCCAUUGAGGGCCACGUACACUACCUCAUUCAAGAAGCCACCGAUGAUAACCGCCUUUGCCAGAUGUACCUUGGAUGGGGUCCUUAUCUGUGACGAAAAUAUUUGCACUUCAGAAUUUGUACUUGACCAAAACUGAAUAAGCUUUCUGUGUAGUUUUUUUACUUUGUUUACUGUUUCGUUAAAACUGUUGUUAUUGUCACUGUUCUGCAGUAUUCAAUGCACCUCAAAAUGUUAAUUAAAGAAGUUAGUUCAUUCAUUCAUUCAUGUUUCAGAAAUUAGAAUUUAUUGAAAUUCGCAGGCAGUUUGUUUUAUGCAAUCUACAUUAGAGGUACCAAUGCUGUUAAAGCAAACACCUUCCCACGUUUAUUUCAAAUAGUUCUAUCAAUGAAACAUUUCAUUUUAGUCGUGGUAUUGUAAUUGUUGGAGAUACUUUGAUUAAAUUCGACAGUCACGUGUUAUAUGUCUUAUAAAGUGUCCUUUGCGCAGUGUUUUCAAUGGUGUGAGCUGGAGUUUUUUUUAUAACGAAGUAGACGUUUUUAGCGCGCGUUGUAUUCUGGUCUGUGUAAAUCAGUAGCUGCUCAGUGCUGUCUCGUGACUCACUCGUAUCUUCACCCGCGCGCUGACAGCCAGCAUCCCACCUUGUCACGCGCUUGUGGACCGCCAGACGCAUUUAGUCACUAUUGGAUUUAGGUCCAGGUGUCAGGUCCCCUUGCCUGGAAUUCGCCAUGUUGUUUCUACAGUGGCCCUAAACGGACAAACUGCUCUAA
Messenger RNA from Triplophysa rosa, 8718 nucleotides. It is a transcript of the gene atr, whose product is annotated as ATR serine/threonine kinase. Lineage: Eukaryota; Metazoa; Chordata; Actinopteri; Cypriniformes; Nemacheilidae. Gene Ontology annotation, molecular function: protein serine/threonine kinase activity; protein binding. The transcript has 48 exons. The record is from RefSeq and is a predicted model, not a curated record. Gene Ontology annotation, biological process: protein phosphorylation; DNA damage checkpoint signaling; telomere maintenance. Gene Ontology annotation, cellular component: nucleus. The coding region runs from base 131 to 8044 and encodes 2637 amino acids.